Molecule: messenger RNA, 1512 nt
Organism: Lycium ferocissimum
Lineage: Eukaryota; Viridiplantae; Streptophyta; Magnoliopsida; Solanales; Solanaceae
Exons: 3
Coding region: 1-1512 (503 amino acids)
Source: RefSeq, a predicted model, not a curated record
AUGUACAAGACUAUAGCCAAAAUACUUAUUGCCAGGCUCAAACCAGUAGUAGACUACCUAGUAGGACCAUCCCAAUCAGCUUUUAUAGAAGGCAUAAAUAUUCUUGACAAUGUGAUUCUGGUACAUGAAAUUUUCAAAAGCUACUCCUGGAAAACAGUUUCUCCUAGAUGUUUCAUUAAAGUGGAUAUAAGGAAAGCCUAUGAUUUAGUUGAAUGGGAAUUUGUAAGACAACUGCUGAUGGAGUUUGGAAUUCCUACCAGAAUGGUCAACUGGAUUAUAGAAUGUGUUAGUACUGUCAGUAAUUCCUUAUUAAUCAAUGGAGUAUUAUCUCCCAAGCUUGAAGCAAAAAAAGGACUAAGACAGGGUGACCUAAUGUCACCCUAUCUCUUUGUCCUAAUAAUGGAGUACCUCAAUAGGACCUUGAAACAGUUAAGCCAGAAAACAGACUUCAAACACCAUCCCAGAUCAGUGUCUGGUCUAAAGGCAAACAUGGAGAAAAGCAAUCUUUACAUAGCUGGUGCUACUGACCAGCUUAAACAGCAACUGAUUGAUGAGCUACACUUUGCAGUUGGCACACUCCCUUCUAAUCUUCCUCCUACCCAAGAAAAUACCCAAGAUGGUGGUAGGAGUGUGCAGGAACUACCUGCGAGUGGGACAAGUGAGUAUGCAAAAAAAGCACCUAUUGCCUGGGACACCUUAUGUCAAUCCAAAUCUUCAGGAGGGUUGAAUAUCAUACAGUUUGAGCAAUGGAAUAGAGCUGCCAUUAGUAAACUCCUACGGGCAAUUGCUAAGAAAAAGGACAAGAUGUGGGUACUUUGGGUUCACAUACACUACAUCAAGAAUAGAGAUAUCAAAGAGAUGGUCACUCCAAAGCAGGCUACAUGGUUAAUCAGGAAAAUGUUUGAUGCCAGACAAUGGAAGGAACUAGAAGAGCUUAAGAAGUGUACAAAGAAUGGAAAGUUCAGCAUUAAACAAGCAUACCUCUCAACUAUGCCACAACAACCCAAAAUACAAUGGAAAUCAUUGGUGUUACUCAAAAAUGUGAUCCCCAGGCAACAGUUCAUAUUAUGGAUGGUAGUUCAGAAUAGAUUAGCCACAACUGAUAGAUUAGCUGCUUGGGGAAUACAGGUGGAUCCUAUAUGUCAACUAUGUUCAGUUGGAGAAGUAGAAACACACAAACAUCUGUUCUUUGAAUGUAACUAUGCAAGUUUUGUCUGGCAAACUCUCCUCCACUGGACAGGUAUCAGGAGACAGAUUGGGACAUGGGAUGAGGAAGUGCAAUGGAUGUCCAGAAGAGUCACUAGUAGCAGUCCUAAAUGGGCUAUAUUGGGUUUUGUCUUCACAUCUGUUGUAUACCAUAUUUGGAUGGAAAGAAAUGCAAGAAGAUUUCAACAACAACACAGAAGCAAUGUGGAUAGGACUAGAGAAAUACCUUUACAAUUGCAUAUUGUAGGCCAAAGUAAUUGUAAAUGGAGUAGGAGGUUAGCAGACCUCAAUAGUUUUCCUUGUUAG